This is a messenger RNA of Notothenia coriiceps (black rockcod), 1137 nucleotides long. It is a transcript of the gene gjd6, whose product is annotated as gap junction protein delta 6. The transcript has 2 exons. Gene Ontology annotation, molecular function: gap junction channel activity. Gene Ontology annotation, biological process: cell-cell signaling. The record is from RefSeq and is a predicted model, not a curated record. NCBI's taxonomy places the organism in Eukaryota, Metazoa, Chordata, Actinopteri, Perciformes, Nototheniidae. The coding region runs from base 1 to 1137 and encodes 378 amino acids. Gene Ontology annotation, cellular component: connexin complex.
AUGACGGAGUGGACCCUGCUCAAACGUCUCCUGGAUGCCGUCCACCAGCACUCCACCAUGAUUGGUCGCCUGUGGCUCACGGUCAUGGUCAUCUUCCGUCUUCUCAUUGUUGCCGUGGCGACUGAGGACGUGUACACUGACGAGCAGGAGAUGUUCGUGUGCAACACGCUGCAGCCGGGCUGCUCCACCGUCUGCUACGACGCCUUCGCCCCCAUCUCACAACCACGCUUCUGGGUCUUCCACAUCAUCACUGUGUCCACGCCAUCCCUCUGCUUCAUCAUCUACACCUGGCACAACCUGUCCAAGUUGCCCCACGCCAGCCAGAGGCAGGGGCCUGCACAAGCCGGGGUCCCAGGGCAGGGGGGCCCGGACUUAGGGUGCCGUGGCGGACAGGAAGUGUACGACCGGAGCUGCGACUCCGACAGCUGCUCCAUCCGCUCUCAUAAGCAUCUGGGUCACAGCCUGGCAGAUGGGCUGGAGGGCAUCAACGUCCAGAAGGGGGGUGGGGAGGCACAAGUGGUCUCUGGAGGAGUUCUGUCCAAAUGUUACAUCUUCCACGUGUGUUUGCGGGCUCUCCUGGAGGUGGGCUUCGUCCUGGCCCAGUGGAAGCUGUUUGGCUUCCAGGUGCCUGUCCACUUCCUGUGUACAUCCCCCCCCUGCAGCCAGGCGGUGGACUGCUACGUGUCCAGGCCCACAGAGAAGACCAUCUUCUUGCUCUUUAUGUUUUGUGUGGGAGUUUUCUGUAUAAUUCUCAACGUGUUAGAGCUCAACCACCUGGGCUGGAAAAAGAUCAGGCAGGCCGUGAAGCUGAGGGAGAGGGGGUCCUGGGGGGUCUGUCCCGGUAUGAAGAGAGGCUAUGAAACGUUCCCUCCUGACAGCCCCUUUCUCACACCUUCUUUAGGCUUCAGAGACGUGACCAGCACCGCCUCUCUGCCCACUUUGGACUUGGUGGUGGGUCACCAGCCUGACUGGACCUGUGCUGUGAACUGUGGCAGGAUGAGGGAGGCUGAGGGGGUCAGAGAGACCAGACCGGAACCCCCAAAGAGACAGGAUUCUAAGAGAGGGGGGAGGAAGCCACUGAAGAGCAAGAGGGUGAUCAGAGAGUCCAAACAGAUGAGUGCCGAGGUCUGGAUCUGA